Messenger RNA from Cylas formicarius (sweet potato weevil), 1619 nucleotides. RefSeq names its product neurogenic locus notch homolog protein 1. The transcript has 7 exons. Bases 91 to 1566 code for a protein of 491 amino acids. Lineage: Eukaryota; Metazoa; Arthropoda; Insecta; Coleoptera; Brentidae. The record is from RefSeq and is a predicted model, not a curated record.
AACGAAUGUAAACAAAAUCAGCCAGUCGCGUCUCGUGUGCUGGUGAGGUCGCGAAGUGUAGAACCGAUUUUGAGAUUUCUGUUGAAGACGAUGGACGCGUGGACUACAGUUUCAUGGUCCCUUUUCCUCCUAGUUAUAGCGCCGGCCACAGGUGAGCCCUCUUACUAUCGCCAGUACAGAGUACUUACACCGAGAUCCGGAUACCAAACCUACACCGAUUAUUACUCUUACAACGUCAACCCGUACAGAUAUUACGGUGCCGUAAGCGACGACACCGUGUACAUAACCGACAAAUAUGGCAACACUGUGCCGCAGGCCGCCGCCAGAUACAGGAGCUACGGCAGAGCGAUGGAAGUGGGUUGUUCGACGGGAACUUGUACUUGCACGCCCUCUCCUUGCGGUACUAACGCUCACUGUUCGAUUAUCGGAGGACGUCCGGUGUGCUCCUGCUUCAAAGGAUACUCCGGCGAUCCCCUGUCGGUGUGCACGAGGGCCGAAUGUCUAGCGAACGACGAAUGCAGACACUACCAGACUUGCAGUAACGGCAGGUGUAUCGAUCCGUGUGCCGGUAGUUGCGGCGUCAACGCGGAUUGUGAGGUUAGGAACCACGUGCCGGUGUGCAGUUGCCCCCCGGGAUAUACCGGCAGUCCUUUCGUGUCUUGCCGUCGAUUCGAUCCGAGCGAACUAUGUCACCCGAGCCCGUGCGGUUCGAAUACGAAUUGCGAAGUUGUCAACGGGGUACCGACCUGCAAAUGUCUGCCCGGGUUCCAAGGUUCGCCGCUCGCCGGGUGUCGUCACGAGUGCGAGAGUGACUCCGAAUGCGGGAACAAUCUGGCGUGCAUCGACUUCAAAUGUCAAAAUCCCUGCAACAAGCAAUGCGGCGAGAGUGCGGACUGCGAGAUCGUGAGGAACCACCAAGCCGUGUGCAAAUGCCCGAAGAAUUAUUUCGGCGACCCGUACGUUUCAUGCAAACCCGAGUGCUACGGUGACGUAGACUGUCCUCGGGGCAGGCCCGCGUGCUUCUACGGCAUUUGCAAGAACCCGUGCGACGGAGUGUGCGGUGCCGGUGCCAACUGCGAACUCAGAGGCCUGACUCCCGUGUGCUCUUGUCCCAAAGACAUGACGGGUGAUCCGUUCGUGAGGUGUAGGCCCUUCACGCCUGAGGAUUUGUGCGAACCCAAUCCCUGCGGCGCCAAUGCGAGGUGCGAGCCGGGAUUCGAGACCCGAACGGGUAAAGAACGACCGGUCUGUUUCUGCCUCACGGGGUACACCGGGGACCCCGUCAGGGGCUGCCAGAGAGGCGAGUGUACCGAAGACUCCCAUUGCCCUCCUAGUCAAGCUUGUAUCGAAUACAGAUGUCAGAACCCCUGCGUGGGCCAGUGCGGAACGAACGCCGAGUGCAACGCUAGGAACCAUGUGGCCGUGUGCACGUGCCCUUCGGGUUACCAGGGCGACGCUUUGUACCAAUGCAACCUUAAUAGGGGCACGUCUGCUGCGAGGUAUUUGAGGUACAAACGGACCUCCGAGGAAACUCAGGGGAACGCCACAACAACCAUCGUCGUUUAAGUGACAACAAUUUUUUGUUAAUAACAUUAAUUAAUAAUAAAGUUAAAUUUGAA